Molecule: messenger RNA, 3229 nt
Organism: Drosophila innubila
Lineage: Eukaryota; Metazoa; Arthropoda; Insecta; Diptera; Drosophilidae
Product: protein zer-1 homolog
Exons: 9
Coding region: 449-2785 (778 amino acids)
Cellular component (GO): Cul2-RING ubiquitin ligase complex
Molecular function (GO): protein binding
Source: RefSeq, a predicted model, not a curated record
UCGAUUUAUCAAAACUAUCGAUUUAAAUCGAUAUUAAGAAAUCGGUCCAGCACUAAAGAAAAUAGAAAAUAUGAUGCCAAAAAGUGAAUAAUAAAGUAAUUUUCAGACGAAAAAGAAACAAUAAAUUGUGUUUGUGUCGCGCACAUGGGAUGUUAACGCGUUCCAAACCGUGCUGCGCCUUCAAUUAAUCAAAAAUUUAAGCAGUUGAAAUUAAUUUGUGACAAAGACAUCGCCAGCAAUAGCAGCAGAAGCAGCAACAAAUAUCGACGACAGCGACUUCUGGUCGCUCAGUCGCGACUCGCGCGAGCUGUUGAGAAAAAAGUUCCCAGGACAAACAAACAGAGAAACUGCUUGAGGGAAGUGGAAGAUAAAGAAGAAGAAGGAAAAGGAGGAGGCAGCAUAUACAGUCAUAGAGUCAAGCACAACACGAGAGAAGACAACGCACAAGAUGAGCUGCAAAGUGCGGCUAAUGGAGGAUGGAUCACUGGACGAGGAGCCGCUAACACUUAAGGAGAUCGCCUAUCAGAAGCUCUGCAACAAUCUGGACAUCAUCAGUGGCUACACGGAGAGCGGACAACGCACAUUGAACACGGGCAUUGUGCUGACCAAUGAAAUCUGCGAUGCAUUUCUGGAAAACUAUCAGCGCUUCCAUCGGCCACUUGACGAUAGGGUUAUAAAUCUAUUUAGCGACACUCGUCGCACUUCCCUCAAGAUUGUGAAUCUGCGUUACAGCACACUGAGCAGCUUAGGUCUAGAGACGCUAAUGCGUCAUAAACUGUUUGCAUUGUCCAUGUGGUAUUGCGAUAGGAUCACAGUGAAUUCACAUCACCUGCUGGCACACUAUGGCGAUAGCUUACGCUCCUUGGAGCUGGGCAUCAGUUCGCAUCUGCUGCAGAAUGCCGAGCCCAAUGAGAAGGAGCCAGUGGACUUUCAGCUGACCUGCCCACAUUUGCGGCGUCUGGUGCUCAAUGGCGUUGUCAUGCAUCAUCGACUGCAGUUUGCCCACUUGCAGGACCUGAGUCAUUUGGAUCUCACAUCCUGCGUGCUGGCCAACUUCAGUCUGGAGGCAUUGGUCAUGUUGCCCAACCUGCACACACUCAUUUUGUUUAAUGUGUGGCCCAUUGCCAAUCAGCUGCAUGCGAUCUGCUGUCUGCGACGUCUCUGCACUCUGGACAUUUCAAUCUCGAGCUCGGGUAACGGACAUGGCACCUAUGACCUGCCCGAUCAGACACUCGAAAUGCUCAUGGACAACCUGCGCCAUCUAACGCAUCUGGAUAUCUCGGGCACAAAUUUAGCCGGAAAUGGCGUGGCCACCAAGGAGUCCACUAAUGCCAAUACAAAGACAGAGCAGCACUUUGGCCCCACGGAUAUACCCGGACUUGCAUCUCGUACCCAGCGACCGCUACAGUUUCUCGGACUUUACCACACGGCGCAUUGGGCGUGCAAACGACACGAUAUACCCGCUCUGGAGGUGGCCGGCGAUGCCAACGAGCAGCAGAUACUCACAGCAGCGCGAUAUUAUCACGACAGACCCGUUCUCCUGACCAGAGUGCUCAAUGAUCUGUAUCAUCUGUUUCGCUUUGAGAACUGCAAGGACAUACACACAGCGCUGGAUGUUGUGCUCUGUGCCAUGGAUAGACAUUUGAAAUUCAAGCACAUGCAAAUAUCGGGCAGCGCAACACUGUUCUACAUUGUAAAAGGUCGCGAUCGUUCCAAAUUUGGCACACUGUUGCGCAACCACAUAAUAAGGACUCUUUUAAAUGGCAUGGAGAUGCAUCUGACGGAUGACACGAUGCUACGCAAUGGUUAUCUGACGUUGACACAAUUCCACAUGCCAGUCGAUGUGCUGUUUGAAUAUGAGCGGCUUAUCAAGAUACUGCUGCAUGGCGUGUCCAAGACGGAGCAGGAGGGUUUUGUCCAGCGCAUUGCUAUCUAUCUGCUCAACACAUUGGCCUGCCAGGUGGAUGGCAGGCAGAAGCUCUUUCUGGGGGAGCUGGGUGUGGUCAGCACGAUGCUGACGCUGAUCAAGGAUCGGCUGACGCGCUCAGUGUUCGACGAUGUGAUGGAGGUGGCGUGGUCGACCAUGUGGAAUGUAACCGAUGAGACUGCUAUUAAUUGUAAGAGAUUUCUGGAUGGACGCGGCAUGGAGUAUUUCCUUAAGUGUUUAAAUACAUUUCCCGAUCGUGACGAGCUCUUGAGAAACAUGAUGGGACUGCUGGGUAAUGUAGCCGAGGUCAAAUGGCUGCGUCCCAAGCUAAUGACGCAGGAGUUUAUUGAGGUAUUUGCGCGUCUGUUGGAUUCGUUGAGCGAUGGCAUCGAGGUGGGUCAUCAGGGUGGAAGACUAGCCAAUGACAAUGCUAACCAUCUGCGCUUCCAGGUCAGCUACAAUGCGGCUGGAGUGCUGGCACACAUUGCCUCCGAUGGCGCCGACGCAUGGACCAUUAAAUCGCCCACACGACAACAUGUCCUGGAGCGUAUGGUGGCCGCCAUACAACGCUGGAAUAUCAAGAGUGAGCGCAACAUCAACUAUCGCAGCUUCGAGCCUAUUCUCAGUUUGGUACGCUGCUAUGAGACACCUCAAUGUCAACAUUGGGCUGUCUGGGCACUGGCCAAUCUCACACAGGUCUAUCCGGAUAAAUAUUGUCAGCUGGUGGAACAGGAGAAUGGCAUACAAAUACUGACCGAGCUGAUCGAGCAUGAGAGUCCCUAUUGUGAGAUUAAGCGCAUUGCUCGCCUGGUCAUCGAACAGUGUGACUUGGGUAUGGAGCGCAUGGUGGAGGGUUAAACAAACGUGAAACCCAAGCGAGAGUCUAGUUUUAAUAUUCGAGUUUGUUGUAAUGUUUAUGUUUUUAAGGCAACAGCAAGUGUUAUCGUUCAGAUUCUUCCUCGAUUUUUUAUAUGUUUAAUUGAAAAAGAAAAAUUUCAAAAUGAGAUAUGCAAAAAAAAGUGUGAAAGUAAUUGCUCGUUUUUCAGCGAAAUUAGGAAAAGUAUGCUAAAUAUCUAUAUAUUAUAAUAAUUACUAGGUCAUAUAAACGAUAUAUAUUUGUGUAUCUAUAUAUCAUGUUGUAAGCAAGCAAGCGAUUUUUUUUAAGAUGUGAUUAAGGCCCUGUCGGAACUGUAAAUAUUGUUAACUUAAAAAAAGUAAAACUCAAAGGAAAGAAAAGAAAAGGCAAUGAAGUAUAGCUACAGAUUAAAUAGAACCUUAAUUAAAUAACUUUAUGCAACCUAA